GGCGAUCCCAUCGAAAUCUUUUUAGCGUUGCUCAUCGAGACUUUGGAUCCACCAACGUUUGAGCGCUCAUCGCCAUGUCCCUCCGGGAUACCCUUGAGUUUGACAAGGAGCUUCACUCGCUAUACGAGACAAAGUUACCCGUUUCGGCGUCAAAGAUCAGUUCUUUGACAAAACUUGCCAUCAAGCACGCAAAGAACUACAAGAACAUUGUUUAUAGCAUCGAAAAAUUCAUUCAGAAAUGUCCGCCAGAGCUAAAACUGGCUGGUCUUUACACCAUCGACUCCAUUGCACGUGCUGCCGCAAAGCAUCCCGAGGAUGGAAAAGUCUAUAUAGCGCGAUUUGAGGAGAAGCUGGAUACCUUUAUUCCUCAUCUCCUUCAGGCCCCACCAAAAGACAAGGAUCGUGUCAAACGAACUGUAGGACUGUGGAAAAGAUCUGGACUUUUCAAUGUGGAACAAGUCACUGCUUUGGAAAAGCAGUAUUUCACGGAAGGACAUGCGGAGGCACCAGGUCCUACGGUCAUCGCAUCCGCUGGAUUGGGCGAUCCUCGAGUAUCCAAUAAUUCAAAUAAUGGAACUGGUAUCAUCGGCACAGAUCCACGCUUGAACAAUGGGUCGAUAGGAGGGCCAGAAGCAACGUCGGCCCCACAGCAGCCGGCUGGACUACCUUCAGCAGGGUUAGAUGCUACAUCUUUGUUGGGCGCACUUGGUGCUUUGGGGCAGUCAGCGGUCCCCGGCUUAGGUGGUAAUCUGGACGUUGCUUCGUUAUUGCCUUUGCUUCAAAACCAGGCCGCCCUUCCACAGCAGCCUUCUGUACAAAGCCAACAAGCAGCUAUUGCCCAGCUGCUUUUAGCGGGACUUCCCAUGGUAUCCAACAAUCCAGUAGUGGGCUCAUUGACUGCUUCGUUACAGGCGACCCCAAGCCUAAAUUCAUCGUCAGGAGACAUUGCUGAUAAUAGUAUUACAAAACAACACGUAAGUGCGGCUUCAACAUCGAUUGGCCAAUCAGCCAAUCCGAAUGACUUCGAUUAUGGUGAUGAAGAGGACGUCAAGAAAGUGACGAGUUCUGGAGUUGGAACUGCACAAUCCAACGUCACCGCCACACACCAACCUGCAAGUUUCCCAAGUGGGUCGAUCAGAGAUGCGGUAUCUUCAACGCCAUGGGGAAGCCAAUCCACGCACGCUGCACAGCACCAGAAUCCAAUGGGGCAAGGCCAAACAAAUCUCGGAUCAAUGGGCUCUGAAAGCUCCAACUUUCCGAACCGGGCUGGAGGAGGCCCCCCACAGUCUCAGCAAUCCAUGCUGCAUCAAUAUGCACAGCAUCCUUCGUUAGAAGGGCGAAUGCAGAACGAUGGCAAGUCGUUGGCCCCUAUCGGUCGACCAAUUCCAGUAGUGGGUAGCGAUCGAGAAGGAGCACAGCCAGUUUCACCUUGGACGCAGGCGGCUGCACAAGGUGCAGUACCAGCUCGGCCGGGAGACUGUUUGCCAGGAUUUGUAGAUCCUUCACUACCAAAGGAGUUUAUGAAAAUUCUGACACGAACCGUAUAUGUAGGGGGCAUCACCCCCAAUAUUACAAAGGAAAAUGUUCGAGACCUCUUCGAAACUAUAGCGCGUGUCGAUACUGUAACAGUAAACUAUCCUAAAUUCAAUGCAUUUGUUAAACUUCUGACCCGCGCCGAGGCGGACCUGGUCAAAGAUCGGUUUCAUAAGUACCAGUAUAAUGGUACAAUGCUUAAGAUGGGUUGGGGAUGUGGAUAUGGUCCCAAAGAAUUUUUUGACUAUACCACCGGAGAAACAUUGUUCCCUUUGGCGCGCAUGACAGACACCGAGAAGCGGACAAUCUCACAAUCCACACGUGGUGGAGGACCUAUCGAGGGUGGAAUGGUGGUAGAAGAACCCGAUUUUGGCUGGCCUCAAAAGGGGGAUGUGUGCAAGGGAAAGUAUGCGAGCGGUCAGAUCCCGUUUGCGCCUGGAUUCGUGGCGGCUCAGCAACAGCGAGACCGAGGAGGCUUUAACCAAAGCACUCCUCACAUGGCACGCCCAUUUGUGCAACCGGGUAUGCAGCAAAUGCAGCAAACACCUUGGAUGGGUAACCGGGACGGUGUGCCAGCUGGUCUCCAGCCGCCCUUUCCCAAUAUGGCCAUGGGAAUGCCCCGACCACCGCACCAUCAAUACCCACAGAUGUCCCCAUCAGGACGAGGGACAGAGAUCAUGGUUGUCACAGAUCGCCAGUAUGACGAGCGUGAUGAUGAACGGUGGCGUAACCGGCAAACUCAAGAUCGAGGCGAAGAGCAUAUCGUUGUAUUGGGCGGCGGAGACGAUACCGAAGAAGUCAAUUCCACAAACGAGGCGAAGCAUACUUCAGAAGAUCGCGAGGCGAACGGUCCUAGCGAUGGUGGUGGAGAAUCUGGACAACAUCCCCGUCGAUCGUACGACUGGCCCUAUCAACACCCUCCUCCAAACUAUGGACCCGGAUAUGGAAUGCCUCCAGCAGGACCACAUGGUAUGCGUCCUGGAGGCGGACCGCCACCACACUGGGGUCGCGGACCGGGUAUGUAUCAUGGUGGUCCUGGGGCAAGGCCAGCGUGGGGGCCGCCACCUGGAUGGAAUGGGCCGCCGGGCGGGAUGGUGCCGAGAAAACGGCAGUACUCUCCGGAUACAGAUGGGCGAGACACCAGGCGAGAAGAUGAUGGGGAAAGGCAAGAUGACCGCCACGACCACGGAGGGGAUGAAGAUGACAGUCGGCGUAGGCGUUCACGCUGGGAAUGACAGCAGGAAAACUUGUAGUAUUUGUUGCAAUUGUCGUUUUUGUUUAUCUUCCCCAUUGUAAUUUGAAACCUGCUGUAAUGUGGUUUGCAUUUCAAAUGUAUUAUGAUGCCAA
Molecule: messenger RNA, 2880 nt
Organism: Spizellomyces punctatus DAOM BR117
Lineage: Eukaryota; Fungi; Chytridiomycota; Chytridiomycetes; Spizellomycetales; Spizellomycetaceae
Exons: 8
Coding region: 75-2768 (897 amino acids)
Cellular component (GO): nucleus
Molecular function (GO): RNA binding
Source: RefSeq, a predicted model, not a curated record